Entelurus aequoreus (snake pipefish) is the source of this 1147-nucleotide messenger RNA. Its product is annotated as putative claudin-24. The coding region runs from base 49 to 888 and encodes 279 amino acids. Gene Ontology annotation, cellular component: plasma membrane; bicellular tight junction. The transcript is spliced from 2 exons. The record is from RefSeq and is a predicted model, not a curated record. Lineage: Eukaryota; Metazoa; Chordata; Actinopteri; Syngnathiformes; Syngnathidae. Gene Ontology annotation, molecular function: structural molecule activity. Gene Ontology annotation, biological process: bicellular tight junction assembly; cell adhesion.
GGUCGACCCGAACAAAUUGGAAUUGGUCCUGAGGAGAUCAGGACGAUCAUGGACCCGAGGAGUCUCGUACUGGAGCUGGUCGGGGUCGCGCUGAGUGCGUGCGCGUGGUGGAUGCUACUGGCGUGCACUCUCAUGUCCGCUUGGCUCACCUUGUCGACGGAGCUACUUCCGGCGGAAGUGUACGAAAUGGGCCUGUGGGAGACGUGCGUGGUGCAGGUGCACGGCGCGCUCCUUUGUCGGCGUCACGACACCCCGCUGGCGCUGCCGCGUGACAUCAAGCUGGCGCGCGCGCUCGUGUGCACGGCGCUGUGCUCGGGGCUUCUCGCGCUCGGGCUGGCCAUACCGGGCCUGCACGUGGUCAACGUGGGUGACGGGCGCGCCAAAAAAGUGAUGAAGUUGUCGGGUGGGGUGGUGAGUCUUGUAUGUGCCACCCUGGUUCUGGCGGCGGUGUCCUACGUCGCUCACGUCGCCGCGCUGCGCUUCUUCGACGAGUCGGUGCCAGAGAUAGUGCCGCGCUGGGAGUUUGGCGACGCGCUCUUCUGCGGGUGGACGGCAGGUGUGCUGCACCUGGCGGCAGGAGUGCUGAUGCUCGCCUCGUGUGCGUCCAUGCGGAGCUUUCACGCUGCUGACCCACUGGAGACGCUGCAGACCGGAACCCUCGGAACCAAGACAGAAUUUCUACUGGAUGCGGAAUGGCUGCAAAACGGCGCCGCCACGGCGGAGGACUCUUUCCAUUUCCAUUCAAGUCAUUGUGUCCGUUUCCACUGCUUGUGCAGCACAAGGUGUACUGCAUCCCUGCGCUUAAUACAUGCAGAGCCUCUAUAUUUGCCAGACAGCGCAAGACGGUGGAUCAAUUUAGGAAGUUAUGCACAAACAGAAAGUAAAUGAUCCAGUUUACUUUCAGAAUAAAAUACCCCAUUUUCAAGGCAUAUCGUAUUUUACACUUUGGAAACGUCCUGAUGGGCAGGACGGACAUUAGGUCAACUUGUCAAAUGUUUUCAGACGUAAUGCCACACGUUGACAGAAAUGGAUGAGGACAUGCUGAUUCUGGCAAACUAAAAUAAAAUCAUCAUAUGGUGUGGUAUGGUAUAUUACAGGCAUAUCCUGGACAGCCAUGAUAUUGGGUCCUGCGUCAAAUACCAGCUGA